AAUAUCUGCCCUGGUGAAAUACAUUUUAUUGUUCAUUUAUAAAAGAAAAUGUUGAGAGGAGCAUCUGCCAUUCGAUCUACAGCUCGUUUCACAGUUGGUAAAACCAACUGUCUUUCUGCAGUGAAACGAUCCUACAGCACCGAACAAAGUGUUCAAACCAACAAAGGCAGCAGUAUUGGAAAGAAACUUUUUUGGUUCACUUUACUUACAGGUACCGCUUAUUCCAGCGCUACCUAUCUUGCUUUAAAGAACGAAGCCUUUUACGAUACUUACACCACGUACGUCCCCGGUGGCGAAAAGUUUUUGGAUGUGUUGGAAGAUUGGGCUGCCGAUGACACCAUUCAACAUUACUUGAAUCAAGCCAAGGCACUCAAGGAAAAGACCGCCAGUCAAACCGAGACCAUCAGUCAAUUGGCCUCUGGGGCCACAGAAACAGCCCAAGAUUGGUAUGAAUAUGUAUCCGACACCAUUACUCAAUUACGAGGCUCUGAAACCGAGCCUGUUGUUGUUGGUAAAGGUCCUUCUCCCUCUGCCAACAACCGUUUCCGUCUCAAGAACAGAAAGCCUGAAGCUCUCUUUUCCAACAUCAUUCACAGCACCGAAACUACACCUUUACCUACCUUUGAAAAAUCUGAAGAAGAUGCUUUGAAUGAUUUCGCAAAGACCGUGUCUGGUCUUGUUCAAAUGUUGAAUGAAGCUGGUAUGUCCGGCCAUGCCAAGCGUCUUGUCGAUUUUGCUACACGUGAUAUUCAAAGUCUGGAUAAGGCAUUUGCUUUAAUUAAGCAAGAAUCUUCCAAGGCUCAAGAAGAAGUCAAGGCGCUUCAAAAGGAGCUUGAGGGUGCCGAAAAGCGUGUUGAAUCUCAUCGUCAAGAUGUAGCUGUCAAGGUCCAAAAGGCCAAUGAAACAGCUGAUGCCAAUAUCGCCUCUCAUGUCCAACAAGUGGAAUCUGAUAUUGCUUCUGAUGCUGCUGAGUUAAAGAAACAAUUCGAAGCCAUCCGUAACAAGGAAUUGACCUCUCAACGUCAACAUUUCUUGGGUCAACUUGAAAAGGAAUUGAAGAACAAGGCCAUUGAGAUCCAAGCCGACUAUGUCAAACAAGUACAAGAUCAAGUAGAGGGAGAGCGUGGAGGUCGUUUGUCUCAAAUUGAGGCUGUCGCUUCCAAACAAUCCGAUUUUGAAAAAUUAGCUUUUGCAGAUGCCGAACUUUUAGAUGACACACGUAAAGCACAUCAAUUGAUCGCCGCUAUUGAUGCAUUGAAGAGAGCAGCUCUCUGUGGUGAACAAGGUCAAUUCGAAUUAGAGUUAGCUACUUUGAAGCGCCUCUCAGCAAAGACUCCCUUUGCCAAGCUUGGUGAACGUCAAACCGAUGAAUUAAUCCAAUUAGUUGCUUCCAGUAUUCAACAACACGUUGCUCAACAUGGUGUUACUUCCAUCGCUAAGCUCGCUGAACGUUUUGAAACAGUCGCUCGUGAAGUUCGUCGCGCUUCCCUGAUACCUGAGCAAGAUGCCAACAUGAUCUCUCAUCUUCUCUCCAUUGUAUUAAGUAGUGUUAUGUUCACAAAGAAGGGUCUUGUUGCCGGUGAUGAUAUUGAAUCCAGAUUGGCUCGUGCUGAACACUAUCUCAACACUGAUAAAGAUUUGGAAAGUGCUGCUAGAGAAAUCAACCAAUUGUCCGGCUGGCCCAAGCGUUUAUCCCUUGAUUGGUUAGAUGAAGCUCGUCGUCAUUUGGAAGUUAAGCAAGCUUUAGAGAUUUUAAGAUCACAAGCUGCUUUGAUUAGCAUGUCGCAAGCAAAAUAGAGUAUAUGCAUUUAAAAUUUCAAACAAAGCAUUAAAAAAAGGGACGGCAGUAACAAAGAAACAAAAAACACUGUAAAAAAAAUCAGACACUAUAAUAAAUGAUGUUCGGAUACAAAACUUGUAAAGGUACUAAAACGGUGACCCAACUCUCUAUCACAUACAUCUCAAUAUGUUCUAAAACGUCUUCUUUAAAUCAAAUCAUCUGCGGUGGUAUAUCGUUUGGCAAGCAGUCUCGAUGUUGUGCUUGAUCUUGAGCCAAACACCCGAAAGUAGGAAAACGCUGAUUAUGGAUCUGAAAUGCACUCAGAUUCAGUUUUUUAAACAAUGAGUUUUUGAGGCUAUUUAAAUUAUUGCUAGCAAAACAUAAUAUGAUUACACUUAGAUUUAUUGGCAAAUGACUAUUUUUGCCAGUCUAUUUAGAUAGACGGGGUUGUUCAGAUGCGAUUUUAAUCUAUCCAAAUUCAAUUGUUGU
Mucor mucedo is the source of this 2269-nucleotide messenger RNA. Its product is annotated as mitochondrial inner membrane protein-domain-containing protein. Gene Ontology annotation, cellular component: MICOS complex. Gene Ontology annotation, biological process: cristae formation. Bases 49 to 1797 code for a protein of 582 amino acids. The transcript has 3 exons. The record is from RefSeq and is a predicted model, not a curated record. Lineage: Eukaryota; Fungi; Mucoromycota; Mucoromycetes; Mucorales; Mucoraceae.